Xenopus tropicalis (tropical clawed frog) is the source of this 2726-nucleotide messenger RNA. It is a transcript of the gene ntan1, whose product is annotated as N-terminal asparagine amidase. Gene Ontology annotation, molecular function: protein-N-terminal asparagine amidohydrolase activity. NCBI's taxonomy places the organism in Eukaryota, Metazoa, Chordata, Amphibia, Anura, Pipidae. The transcript is spliced from 10 exons. The coding region runs from base 664 to 1542 and encodes 292 amino acids. The record is from RefSeq and is a predicted model, not a curated record.
ACGUUGUUAGGAGCCUGUUAGCAGAAAGCGUGCAAAGCAGCAGCAGCUCCAUUUAUUACUUAAGUGCUGCUCCCACUGCUUCCAAGUGAUCUCCCCCUUGUAUCUCACAGACGCCACACAGCUAGAGCGCCUGUAUAGUUCAGCUGCACCUUCCUGUACCCAGUUAUCUGUUCCCCGGAUACCUUCUACCGGCACCAGGCGGGGAAGUAUCGCGUGAAAAAGCUACUUCCCAUGAUUCUUUGCUCUCCCGACUCUGAGGACAAGCCAAGACUGGUCUCUCCUACAAUUUUAAAGCAGGGGAUUUAGCCAGUGUUAGUGUAAAUGGGCUGAGAGCUCUGCGCCAGUUCCAAGCCCACCCCAGCACAUUCGCCAGAAAUACCGCAACUACCUUGAGUGUGGACACAAAGUGACAAUCGCAUAACCUCACAUACCAAGAUUGAAUUUGUGAGUCAGCGCUUAAAGGGACCCAACCAACUGCAUGGUCUUGAGUUUCAACCAGCUCAAGCUUAUGCCCUUGUUGUAUUCAGAUGGUAUCUCAGUCUUUACCUGAUGCAGAGACCUAGUCUGACGACAGCUGCCAGUGUGUCCAGAAAAGAGACACUUUUUUUUUCUAGAAGCACCUUAGAAGAUAUUUAGAAGGAGUCUCUGACUUUUCCCCUAGACAUGCCUUUGAUCGUAGGCAGCCAGAGGCUGGAUGUCACCCUGUCUGCUCUACAGAUCAUGCAAUUGCACCCUCACCUUCAGGAGGGAGCCACCGCUUUAACGAGCCAACCAACACAGACUUUUGGACCCAAAGGUGUUUUAUACGUGCAGCAAAGGGAACUUGCAGCAAUUACUCCCAAUGAUAAAUUCAUCUCCAUUCUGGGGUCAGACGAUGCCACCACUUGCCACAUUUUAGUGCUCAGGCACACAGGAAGUGGAGCGACCUGCCUUGCACACUGUGAUGGAUCUGACACACAGAAUGAGGUUGCAGCUGUUCUACGUGCAGUCAAAUCCUUAACAAACAACACUGACGAGGGAAGACUAGAACUGCACAUUGUUGGAGGUUUCAGUGACAGCAAACAGUAUUCACAGAAGCUUUCAAGCGAACUUCUUAAGCUUAAUGAUAAGGAAGAGCAUGGCAUCCACUAUCCAAUAAUUUAUGGUAUUGCCGUAAAUGUGAAAACGGCACAGAUAUUCAAGGCAACGUUCCAAGAUCGUGGACCAGAUGAAGAUCUGAGAUCAGCUUACAUUCUUACAGGAGGAAUGAUGGUGAGCAUCUAUGAUUCCAAAACUGAACAAUUGAGUUUUGGGCCUUAUUCCUGGACACCUUUCCCAAACAUUGAUUUCUGGUUGGAGCAAGAAGAUGAGCUAAUCCUAGAGUACUUUUCCACCUCCCCACAAGCUGAGCCACCCCACUUCGUCUCUCACUUUAGAACAACGCUUGGGUUUUUGAAAGCCAAUCCACGCCCACUAAGAUCCCUCUUUCCUGACAACAAACCACAUGUUUAUACAAUGGAUGGCGAUGGAUUAUGGAAAAGAGUAUUUUCAGUGAAAAUGUAAGUGCAGACAUUGGACAUAGUGCUGCUUAUUUCUUAUGUGCCAAGACUUUCCAAGUUCCUCCCCCCCCCCCCAUAAAGGGAAGGGUCCACCACUUUUAUUUUCCAUGUCUGUAAAUACCAGCCUUGCCUAAACCAUUUAACUUAAUGUAAACAUGGCCAAUGGUGCUUCAUGUCUAUGCAAUGCUUUGACGAGGCAAAUAGGUGAAAAUGGAACUGUUUUCUAUGCAUAUCUUUUUGUGUCAGAUUCAUCCUUGCAAUAUUUAUAAUCUGUGUUUUUUGGGAAUUUUACUGUUAAUAACAAAAGGUCUGAUUUCAUUUUGUCAUUUGUAUUUGUUUAUUUGUAUUUAUUUUUAACCGGGUUUUGCCACCGCAUUGUGUCUCAAUUGCUGUUUCUUCCUCAGGCCCCAACUGUUUUUUUUGGUUAAGAUUUUAUUUUACUGAAUUAUUGAGGUGUUAUAACAGAAUUCAACUAGUAUCACAAGCUUAUAGCUGUACCUUCUACUCCCUUACCUGGAAACCCAUUAUCUAGAAAAUUCCCAUAGAGUCUAUUUUAAGGAAAUAAUUAAAAUUUAAAAAAAUGAUACCAAAUAACAGAUUCCUUAACUGUACACAAUUAUAUAAGAUCUAUAAACAAAAGGCACCAAUGUACAAGUAAUUGAUGAAUGAGGGUUUUUUUUUUUUUUAAAUUCCCAGGGGUGCAAUGGGAAUGGGUAACUGUACCGAAAAUGUAGCUUUCUUGAUCCAGAUCAGCCACAUGUUUAUUAUAGAUAUGCAGUCUUUUUAUUAAUUUAUUUUUUGUCCAGUAUGGUUUUUCCAGUAGUGGCAAGGUUAUCUAUGGCUUUGGUCAAUGCUCAAAACUUGGGGAGUUGGGGGUCCUUCUAGUGGAAGGUAAUUAACUUCAAACAUACCCUCUGGUUAAAUGUAACUGCCCCCUGUUUAAUGACUGUGACUUCAUUUAAGUCUUCUGCUACCAGCAUCUGCAAAUGGGAAUACAGUGCAAGAAAGUGUCAUCAUAGCCAGGACUUUUGGGUCAAAAGAACGAGGAAUAUAGAUGAUAACCAGGAAGACGUCAUGAGUAUAGUAAAUAUGAGCCGUGUAAAAUAAAAUUGAAAAAAAAAUUACUUUUUAUGGUUGGAUUUUAGUGCACAAAACCAACUUUCCAGAAUUGACUUCCAUUAAUGGUAU